Messenger RNA from Hemibagrus wyckioides, 8524 nucleotides. RefSeq lists its product as uncharacterized. Gene Ontology annotation, molecular function: G protein-coupled receptor activity. Bases 282 to 6752 code for a protein of 2156 amino acids. Gene Ontology annotation, biological process: cell surface receptor signaling pathway; G protein-coupled receptor signaling pathway. The transcript has 41 exons. Lineage: Eukaryota; Metazoa; Chordata; Actinopteri; Siluriformes; Bagridae. The record is from RefSeq and is a predicted model, not a curated record. Gene Ontology annotation, cellular component: membrane.
AAUUCAGAAGGAAUGCAGUAGUGUAUAAUGCAACAGGUUCACUCGCGUUUUUGUUUUCCUUCCUUAAAAAGAAAGCUUUAGUUUAAAAGCUUUUUAAGCUUGUAGGUAAAAACGUUUUUAUUUUUUUUAAUGCUGCAACUCUUUAAAAGCUAAAUCUGUGAAGAAAGUGAAAGUUGGUUUACUGCUUCUGAAUGUCUUCAGGAACGUGCUCAGUAGUUCUGUUUUUCUGCACAGAGACACCAAAGUGAUACCAGCUGAAGUCCAAAAACUGCGUGAGCAUCAUGUCUAAUAAAAGGAAAAGGUCAGAAUGCUUCCUGGGAUUUGUUGCCAUUCUGCUCAUUUAUAUGCAGAUGGUGAACUCACAAGGACCUCUUGAAUUUUCUGACAUGCUAUUGGAGUUUAGCGACACAGAUGGCUACAAAAGGGAAAAACGAGAUGUGAGCACGGAUAUACUAGAAUACAUUAUAAUCAUAGAGGUGAAUGUGUCACAAGCCAUUUAUUUGGAACAAAUCAGAUCGUUUCUGGAGUCCACCAGCGCUAUUCAAAUAGACAAUACCACAGAAAUUGAUAGCAUGAACAUUACAACAGUGUGCGGUUUGAAUGGUACUGAAUAUCAGUGCAGGUGUGAGGAUCAGUAUUUCUGGCCGUGUGAAAAGUGCACACUGUAUGGAUCUUGUAAUAACGUCACCAAUUCCUCAUGUGACUGCAUCAGUGCUCUUCCAAAUGAUGGAAACUUCUGCCAACCAAUCAGUGAGCUGAAUAACUCUACAUGUCCAGACACCUUUCCAGCUGAUUAUCUGAUUGAGUUUGAGAUGGAUUUACCUUUCCUGCAUGAUUUGUGGAACAAUUUGGGGACAAUCAAUUUUACCUCAAUAGAAACUGACUUCAGUAUCACUGACAUUAACCUCACUACAGCGUGCUCAUGGGAUCGUACUGAAUAUCAGUGCAGUUGUGUGGAAGAGUAUUUUUGGCCAUGUGAAAAGUGCACACUAAAUGGAUCUUGUAAUGUCACCAAUUCCUCAUGUGGUUGCAUGGAUUUACUUCCAUAUGAUGGAAACCUCUGCCAACCAAUCAACGAGCUGAUAAAUAACGCUGUAUGCCCAGCUGAACCACUCUCAGCUGAUUUUCUGAUUGAGUUUGAGAUUAGCGCUGUAGAUGCAACAGUCCUGAGUCAAGUGAGGAACAUUUUGGAGAAUACUAGUUUACCCUUAAUAAACAGAAACGUCAAUAUCACUGACAUUAACAUCACUACAGUGUGCAGUUUGAAUGGUACUGAAUAUCAGUGCAGGUGUGAGGAUCAGUAUUUCUGGCCGUGUGAAAAGUGUACACUAUAUGGAUCUUGUAAUAACGUCACCAAUUCCUCAUGUGGCUGCAUCAACUCUCUUCCAAAUGAUGGACACUUCUGCCAACCAAUCAGUGAGCUGAAUAACUCUACAUGCCCAGCUGAACCACUCUCAGGUAAAUCUACUCCAAUAACUACCACAAGAUGUGCAGAAUCUCAUCAGUGUUCCUGUACUUUUUACGAACAUGUUAUACUUAAAUGCAAUUUCUCUCACUUUUCCCCAGCUGAUUAUCUGAUUGAGUUUGAGAUUAGCGCUGUUGAUGAAACAGUCCUGAGUCAAGUGAGGAACAUUCUGGAGACAACCAGUUUACCAUUAAUAUAUAGAAACAUCAAUAUCACUGACAUUAACAUCACUACAGUGUGCAGUUUGAAUGGUACUGAAUAUCAGUGCAGGUGUGAGGAUCAGUAUUUCUGGCCGUGUGAAAAGUGUACACAAUAUGGAUCUUGUAAUAACGUCACCAAUUCCUCAUGUGGCUGCAUCAACGCUCUUCCAAAUGAUGGACACUUCUGCCAACCAAUCAGUGAGCUGACUGAUUAUCUGAUUGAGUUUGAGAUUAGUGCAGUAGAUGAAACAGUCCUGAGUCAAGUGAGGAACAUUUUGGAGACAACCAGUUUACCAUUAAUAUAUAGAAACAUCAAUAUCACUGACAUUAACAUCACUACAGUGUGCAGUUUGAAUGGUACUGAAUAUCAGUGCAGGUGUGAGGAUCAGUAUUUCUGGCCGUGUGAAAAGUGUACACUAUAUGGAUCUUGUAAUAACGUCACCAAUUCCUCAUGUGGCUGCAUCAACACUCUUCCAAAUGAUGGACACUUUUGCCAACCAAUCAAUGAGCUGACUGAUUAUCUGAUUGAGUUUGAGAUUAGUGCAGUAGAUGAAACAGUCCUGAGUCAAGUGAGGAACAUUUUGGAGACAACCAGUUUACCAUUAAUAUAUAGAAACAUCAAUAUCACUGACAUUAACAUCACUACAGCUGAUUAUCUGAUUGAGUUUGAGAUUAGUGCAGUAGAUGAAACAGUCCUGAAUCAAGUGAGGAAUAUUCUGGAGACAACCAGUUUACCAUUAAUAUAUAGAAACAUCAAUAUCACUGACAUUAACGUCACUACAGCUGAUUAUCUGAUUGAGUUUGAGAUUAGUGCAGUAGAUGAAACAGUCCUGAGUCAAGUGAGGAAUAUUCUGGAGACAACCAGUUUACCAUUAAUAUAUAGAAACAUCAAUAUCACUGACAUUAACAUCACUACAGUGUGCAGUUUGAAUGGUACUGAAUAUCAGUGCAGGUGUGAGGAUCAGUAUUUCUGGCCGUGUGAAAAGUGUACACUAUAUGGAUCUUGUAAUAACGUCAUCAAUUCCUCAUGUGGCUGCAUCAAUGCUCUUCCAAAUGAUGGACACUUUUGCCAACCAAUCAGUGAGCUGACUGAUUAUCUGAUUGAGUUUGAGAUUAGUGCAGUAGAUGAAACAGUCCUGAGUCAAGUGAGGAAUAUUCUGGAGACAACCAGUUUACCAUUAAUAUAUAGAAACAUCAAUAUCACUGACAUUAACAUCACUACAGCUGAUUAUCUGAUUGAGUUUGAGAUUAGUGCAGUAGAUGAAACAGUCCUGAGUCAAGUGAAGAAUAUUCUGGAGACAACCAGUUUACCAUUAAUAUAUAGAAACAUCAAUAUCACUGACAUUAACAUCACUACAGCUGAUUAUCUGAUUGAGUUUGAGAUUAGUGCAGUAGAUGUAACAGUCCUGAGUCAAGUGAGGAAUAUUCUGGAGACAACCAGUUUACCAUUAAUAUAUAGAAACAUCAAUAUCACUGACAUUAACAUCACUACAGUGUGCAGUUUGAAUGGUACUGAAUAUCAGUGCAGGUGUGAGGAUCAGUAUUUCUGGCCGUGUGAAAAGUGUACACUAUAUGGAUCUUGUAAUAACGUCACCAAUUCCUCAUGUGGCUGCAUCAACACUCUUGCAAAUGAUGGACACUUCUGCCAACCAAUCAGUGAGCUGAAAAACUCUACAUGUCAAGCAAACACCUUCCCAGAUGAUUAUUUGAUUGAGCUUGAGAUUGAUUUACUUUUCCUGUAUGAUUUGUGGAACAAUUUGGAAACAGUCAAUUUAAACUCACUAGAAAUUGACUUCAAUAUCACUGACAUUAACAUCACUACAGUGUGCUUAUGGGAUGAUGCAAAAUAUCAGUGCAAGUGUGUGGAAGAGUAUUUUUGGCCAUGUGAAAAGUGUACACUAAAUGGGUCUUGUAAUAACGUUACCAAUUCCUCAUGUGGUUGCAUCGAUUUACUUCCAUAUGAUGGAAACCUCUGCCAACCAAUCAUCGAGCUGCCAAAUAACUCUAAAUGCCCAGCUGAACCACUCUCAGCACCAACUUCACCAGCCACACCCACCUCACCAUCCACACCCACCUCACCAGCCACACCUACCUCACCAUCCACACCCACCUCACCAUCCACACCCACCUCACCAGCCACACCCACCUCGCCAGCCCCACCCACCUUACCAGCCCCACCCACUUCACCAGCCACACCCACCACACCAGGCACACCCACUUCACCAGCCACACCCAGCUCUACAAAUAUAACCACCAAAACCUCAGCAUCCACCUCAACUACUACAAUUCAAUCCAAAGUAACCAUAAGCAGCACAACUGCAACUAUCCAAAGAUUAAGCUUCUCGCUAGUAAUAAAUGAAAAUUUUCACUUUGAACUCACUAACAAAUCCAGUACAAAACACAAUACAUACAAAGCAACAAUCGAGAAUUCGAUUAAUAAAAGCUACAGUACUGUACCUGGAUAUAAGGCCAACUCUGCAACAUUGACUGACUUCAGACCUGGCAGUGUAAUUGCAGACUUCACUAUUGAAGCAACAAGUGCUAACCUUGAUUUGGUGUCAGCAAACCAAAACCUUGCUAGUAGUCUCCGUUCCCAGGGAUUUAAUGUGAGCGAUAAUGCAUUCAGUUACAGUGUAAAAGAUGGACUAUAUCAAAGCAGUGGCAAUAUAUAUCCUGGGACAAAUCUCAAACUGACCUGCAAUUCACCAGUGCUUACUGGCAUAAAAUGGACCCUGAAUGGGGCUCCAUUACCCGAAUCAAGUAAUAUCCUUCUACUUAAUAAUGCCACUCCCAGUGACAGUGGUAAAUAUGCCUGCACAACAAUAGUAAACUCUCUGCCCUAUGUUAUCUGGCAAAUCAUUACAAUUCAGCCAUACCCCAACAUCCAAGUGAGCAGUGACAAAACUGUACGAUGUAAUGAUGCAACAAUUCCACUGCAGUGUUGUGUUCAGGUGGUGUAUCAAGUGGAAUGGAGCACAGCUUGCAGCUCAACUUCAACAGACCCAACGACAGGCUGCAUAUUAUGUAACUAUUCAAUUAAUCAACAGCAGUGCCUGAGUAGUGACCAAAAAUUACAGGUCUCAUGUCAACUCAAAGCUCCAAACAGUGGAAGUACAACUCCAUCUUACAGCUCAAAGAAUAUCACACUAAAUGUAAUAAACAAACAAUUUGACUGUUCUGAUUCUGUAUUUGGAGCUGGAAUUCAAGGAGAAAAACAGAAGGGAGACUGCCGUAUAAACAUGGUUGGCUAUCAGAUAGCUGAGUGUAAUGCAUCAAAAUGGAUCCCCAUAGAAAACCACUGUGUCCUUCAUAUCUUUGCCAUUUUAAAAGAAGAAGCUGAGACUGUACCAUUAGAAAACAUCCCACAGUUUAUGUCAAACAUCAGCAGUAAUGCUACAUCAGCGAUUAAAAACAUCAUAGAUUCUCCAUCUACCAUAUUAACAAUUGUAGAAACACUGAAAACCAUUUCCAGUCGCUGUCAAACGAUUUCAGUUGAUCAACCUGUUAUGAAGGAUUUCCUAACAACAACUGAUGUCAUUGGAUCAGAAGGUGCACAAGAUACGUGGGUGUUUUUAAACAAGAACAGUACAACAAUGAAUGCCAGUUCUGUACUUCUGAACUCAACUGAGAGCAUUGCACGCAGACUUUUGGAUGAAAACGCCUCGAUAACAACAAACAUCUCUUCUCUCAAUAAACUGCCACUUUCUUUGAUUUCUGCCCCCUUUUCUGGAACAUUUGGAAAACAUUCAACUACACAAAUAUAUAUUCCAGUGACUAAUGCAAAUACAUCCCUCACAGUCAUAAUAUCUCCAGCUUUUAACACCAUGUUACCUGUUCGAACUCUGACCUACAAUGACAGCAAUCAGACCAAGCUAAAUGGAGAUAUAGCUAUGAUUGAGACAAACUCGACAAUUAACAACAUCUCCCUCUCUUUUGAUGUCAUAAAUAAUAAACUGGGGAAACCUCAGUGUGUCUUUUGGAACUUUAGUCUUCUGAAUGGUGUUGGUGCAUGGGACUCAACUGGAUGUCAGUUAAAGCUAUUAGGGAAUGAAAGUGAAAAAUAUACAUGUGAGUGCAAUCACACAACCUCUUUUUCAAUGUUGAUGUCACCAUUUACCCCGGAUAAAAUCCAAGCCAUAAUCUUAGACUAUAUAACCUACAUCGGGGUUGCCGUUUCAAUGGCAAGCUUGGUUUUGUGCCUCAUCAUUGAAAUCAUCAUAUGGAAAUUAGUGACACGAAAUGACACAUCCUACAUGCGCCAUGUCUCCAUAGUCAACAUCGCUAUCUCCCUUCUGAUUGCGAACAUAUGCUUCAUCAUUGGAGCAGCUGUUGUUAAACAAGAGGGUCCCUGCAGUACAGCAACCUUCUUCAUGCACUUCUUUUAUCUUGCCCUUUUCUUCUGGAUGUUGCUGUCAGCACUCUUGCUCCUCUACCGCACCCUCAUGGUCUUUUCCAGAAUGACCAGAGGAGCAAUGAUGGGCAUAGGCUUCACUGUCGGCUAUGGAGCCCCGUUAAUCAUUGCUGUCGUUACAGUGGCAUCGACAGCUGGAAGGAAAGGAUACAUUCAACAAGAUUACAACUGUUGGCUGAACUGGAGCCAAACGAAGGCCCUCCUGGCAUUUGUAAUUCCUGCUCUGACGAUUGUAGCUAUAAACUUCCUGGUGCUUAUUGUGGUUCUCUUUAAAAUGUUGAGAAGAGGAGCUAAUGCCUCCACUCAGCCAGAUGAGAAACAUCCCCUAGCGGUCAUUGCUAGAUGUGUGGCAAUUUUAACACCUCUCUUUGGUCUAACAUGGGGAUUCGGCAUUGGGACCAUGUUGUCAAACAAUUUUGGGAUUCAUGUGGUGUUUGCAUUAUUUAAUUCACUGCAGGGUUUCUUUAUUUUGGUGUUCGGAACUUUAAUGGAUAGUAAGGUCCGAGAAGCAUUGGCAGGAAGGUUUUCACUGAAGAGCUUAAGUUCGGGCCAGACCAGGAGUACGAGUGGAGGACCAACAUCCUCAAGUGGAUUUCCUUUCUUUCAAAGAAGGCAGAGAAAUGUGUACAAUGUAUCAAACAACAUGGCUUCAAGCAACUCAGAUACAGCUUAUUGACAACUAAACUAAAACACCCUUGUUGUAAGGGUCCAUUUAACCGCAAACAUCAAACAUUAUAAAGUAAUCUGGACCUCUGCCUCAAACAAGUCUAGUCCUUCUUGUUCGGGUUUUAGAAAUAUAUUCUGCUAUGACCUUGUUUAAAAUUCUGUAAGUUUAUCAGCUGGUUAGAAAGAUAUUUCCAUACAAAUCUCCCAAAAAGAUGGACAGAAAACCCCCAAACAUACAGUUUUUUACAUAUCUAAAAAUAAUAUCAAAAAAGUCUUCUUAUUUUGUCUUCAUUAUUUGAUUUUGAACUAAAAAAUGAUCAGAUAUUUUAUUCCUUAUUCCCCCAAAAUAUGUUUUUGGUAUCCAGUAACAAUGUUCCUAUACUAACUGCUUUGAACUUAAUUCACAUCUUAAACUUAAAUUUUACAUUCUAUUGACUGUUAUUUACCUUGAUUCAUCACAUAAUUACUACUAUUCUAUUUGACAGUUACAAGCACAGAUAUGUAAUAAUUGCCAGAAUGUACCAAACACUGAGGUCCUGAACAAGGUCACCUGUUUUCAAAAUGGCAGGAAAAUAGCAAAAAGUAACAGACUGGACCUAUACAGAUAUAUGCAAUAUGUUAAUGUGAAAUGGAUUUUAAUGAGUCAGUAAGGGAAACAACUGUUGUUGCUGAGAAUUGUGAUUAGAGUAACUUGCCAGCAUUAUGUGCCCAUUUACAAACAUUUUUUAUUACAUACUGUCAUGGCCAGGUCAUGGCCACUCCAUCAUCUCACCUGAACUUCUACAACCAAAGCACCAUUUUAUUUGUUUUAAAUUUUGUGUCUUGGAUGACAUUUUGGUUGCAUGUCUUUCUACAUUCUUGGACCCUGUGUUUUUAAUAACCUGUCAAGUUUGGAAUUGGGACUGGAUUUUUUUUCCUGGUGUGUGAUUUAAAUAAAUACAUCUCAACAAAUUAUUAUUUACAUUAGGUUUAAUCAACCUAGUUUUGGUUCAGGUUUACACACUAAGCAUCUCACACACAUUAAGCAAGUGUUUCUUAUUGUUGUGUAAAUAUUAAUUACCUACCCUGUUUUUCUCAUCAUUUUCCUGCUUCUCAAUGAAUGUCGUGUUUCGACAUCAUCUACUGAUAUUAUCUACUGAUUUGUCAAACUCCAAAAGUUACAUUUACACACUACCUUACACUACAAGAAACUGCAUACAUGUCUUGCAUUGUUUCAGUUAAAUACAUUUGUUUUAAAAACUACACUCUAUGGUGGUAUGUGGACACUGUCUCUUUGCACCUAAAAGUGCUUGUUCAACCUCACAGCCUAUACACAUGGGCAUUAAUACACGUAGAAUUGAGGUAAGGCCACUCAAGUUGCACACCAAUCCUGGCAAACCAUGCUUUUUAUUGAUCUUAAAAUGCACACCAGGGCAUUGACAGUGCUCAUUCAGAUGCAAAACCCAAGUGUAUAUACUCAGCAUAUCAGCAUAGCCGGGGUCAGAACAGGAAGGCAACAUCUGUCAGGAGCUACUAGGGUAGUUCCCAGCCAGACCACCAGAGGGGGUGCUGGCAAGAAAUUAAUUCAUUUAUAGCCUGCAUUUUGUUUGCAUAGUCCCCACAUGUGUUGAGCCACACCUUUCCUAUUGCUCUGCUUUCCCACUGUAUCACCUGUUUCCCAUUUACCCUGAAGUUUUGUCUUAUUUAUACCAGCCCUUUUGUUUUUUGUUUGUUGUUCAGUCAGACACUGUUAUGUUUCAAGGUUCCCAUAUAAUUAUGUUUUGUUAAUCACCUUUUAUUUGU